AUGGCUGCACUGUCAUUUAGCUACGCACCUCCUAUAUCGGGUCAGUACACCCAGUAUAUAACAGACGAUGAAGAGUCCUCAAUUGUAUCCAACCUGCAAGAGCAAUGUCAGAAAAUAAUGACAGCAAGAAACUGUCAAAUCUCUGUGAUGACCACUAAAAAUACUACAUUUAAUAACACUACACCUACUACUACAUCUACUAAUACUAAUACAACUAAUACCGAUGUGAAUCUUUCGUUGACCGGCUCUGCUCAAUCAUUAAUGGAGGCCCGUGGUGAUCUGCUAUCAAAGUGUCCAUUGGAGAUCAAAUUGACACUUCAAUUCCCUCCAACAACAAAUUUGCCUCAAUUGACUGAACAUUUCAACAAGCUAGAGCAUGAAUUGACGACAAAAAUCAGUAUUACUCCAGAGAAAUCAGAUGUAUCAUCACUUGUAUCAGACAAUCCUGUCUACAUUGACAUUAUUGGCACUCCAACUCAAGUUGAACUGUGCCGCGUACGUGUGCUAGUGGUUCUAGAUAAAAUUUUGAAAUCAUUCAAGACUGAAGUUGUUCGACUACCAUUGAAAUUGCAAUAUCUUAUCUGUGGCAGAAAGCGAGCUGGCUUAUUACCAAUCAUUGAGGAAACCUCUACCAACAUCUAUUUCCCAUCCCCAUUUACCAAUGCUGUCAAUACAACCACAUCAAAGCUUGUCGAGACUGAUCAAGAUGAGGCUCAGCCUGCAAUUUACAUCACAGGUGAACCCAACCAUGUGUCGCGUGUAAAAGACAUGUUGAAUAAGCUCGCUGUUCAAAAAGCAAAAUCAAUGUAUCACAAGGACACAGCACUUUAUGCAAGAAAAAUAGACUGGCUCUUAUUACACCGUCGAGACGAAUUACGAAAAAUCAUGCACGACAAUGGUGCCUACAUUGAAUUUCCUCCUAUUGGCUCUGGCGAUAAUCGAGUAACUGUCUAUGCCGAGAACAGAGUCAAUGCUGAACGAACAUUGAGAGCACUCAACUUUCAAGCAUGCACCAUUUACGAAGCCUGUUUCUAUUUCAACAACCGGGAUGGCGCCAUCUACGAUCCCGCAGGUGCCCACACAUUUUUUGAUUCUACUUCCAAUCUCUCAAGCUUGGUGUCUCAGCUCUCUCAAGUUUCCGGCUCUGAAGUCAUUUACAAGACCGAUCCCGGAUGUAUUGAAGUGUUGGGCGCUGAACGUGCUAUUCGCAAUGUCUAUCAACGAUUACAGGAGAUGCAAUUCCUUCAGGUCUUUCAUCAGUAUACGAUUUUUCGAGUGGAAUCAUCCAACGAGCAGCGAGAUUUCAUUUCUGGAAAGAAAAAUGGCAAGAUCAACAAGAUCAUGAAGACGUCGGGAGCAAAGAUUCGAUUCAUGCCGUUUAUCAACGAGUACAAUUUCAUCAUUGAAGUGGAGAGCACCAGUUUUACCAAGGCAUUGGAUGGUCUCACUUUGCUGCAAGAAGAACUUCCCGCUGAAAUCUCGUUUUAUGUACCCGAAUCUUACCACAAGCGCAUCAUUGGCGUUGGCGGAAAAAACAUUCAGCGCAUCAUGAAGAAGUACGGUGUUUAUGUCAAGUUUUCGAAUACGGAAGAGUUUGCUUCUCUGGGCGGCUAUUACAACAACCAGGACAAUGUCGUCGCUCGUACCCCCAUGAAGAAUCAGAUCAACCUCGACAAUUUACGCCAUGCCGUCAUGGAACUGAUUCAUCCAAAAGACAGAGACUACAUUACGGAAACCAUUCAAAUCCCAUUCAGCCUUCACAGAGACUUGAUUCACGAAUAUCAGAAUACGUUCAUUGCGGAAGAAUUGAUCAAAAAGACAAACACACACGUUCUGUGGCCUGAUGCCGAGUUGGCUAGUAAUACGGUUGAGCUGCUAGGUCCUGAAGCUCACAUGCCACUGGCCUUUAAGAUGAUGGAGAGCAUUGUUCCUGAAGCAUACGUUCUGCGUAUUCCUGAUGGUGCUGCUGCCUUCAAUGAUGCUAUCUCGUCUGGUCUGUUCCAAGAGCAAGUGGUCUCUCGUCUUCAUCAAGAUUUUGAUGUGAUUGUUGAAACUGGUGACAAUUUCAUUCGCUUGAACAUGAGCAGAGACAAAGUCUUGGACGUACUGCAUGGUGCUUUGACCAUUGUUAUCGAUUAUCUCAAGAGCCAGCAAGUGACUUUGAACGAGGAUGUCAUCAAUGCGAACGCUUUGUAUGCCAUUGUUGAGAAGAAGUUGGCUUUAUCAGCUCGAAAGACCAUCAUGUCCAGCAGCAGCACAAGCAGCAGUUUACUGGAUGCGUCAAGUUUAUUGAAGCAACAUCAGCUUAAUACUCAGUCCAUCAUUGGCAACCCACCUUCUAUCUCAAUGAUGCGAUCCUCAAAUGACGCUGUAUACACUGCGCCCAUGGGCUCCAGCAGCAACACGCACAGCAACAAUGCCACGCCUCCUCCUCCUCAAACGUACAACUUUUUCAACUUUCAACAGCACGAAAGCAUGCCUAUGGAUAGCAGUAGCAACUGGGCUUCUCUCAGUUCGUCCCACAUGUCACAGCAGCAACAACCCAUACCGUCCGUUACAACAGCUUCAACCUCUGUACAUUCCAAUGGAAGCGGUAGUGAUAGCAAUAUUCGAGCUAUAUUUGAUGCACCGAUGGAUCUGACUGAACAAGAACGAGUGGUGCUAUCCAACUAUCGUUACCAGCGCAUGAGCAUGCCUCCAGGCACUAAUUUUGGGUUCCCUCAAGCCGUUCCGACUACACCUACCAACACAGACAUUUGGUCAACGCCCUCGCAGAUUCCUACAGCAACCUCAAGCCGUAGACCAACUUCUGGUUUCUCAACGUCUGGUAUGACUAGUCCGCCACAAUCCAGACAUUCUGUGGGUAGUAAUUACGGAAGCAACGCUGGAAACGAUUUGAGUUUAAGGCGAUACAAUGAAGGCGCCAACAAUGCUUUCUAUCCUGCACCUAUGGUUCAUGGACAUAUAUCGGCUGCUCCCUCUUCUGCUAAUGCUGGUGUUGGCGGUGCUGGGUCAUCCACUGUGGCCGGUGAAUUCAAUCCUUACAAUGACGCUACAUCUACAUCAGGUUCAUUGAAAUCGAGCCAAUCGAUGCCUGAGCCCAUGCUGGAGAGUCAUUUCAGUACAGGCAGAUCAACAUUUCACCAACAGCAGCAGGCUUCUCAACAGCAACAGCAACAGCAACAGCAGCAACAGCAACAGCAGCAGCAGCAGCAACAACAACAGCAGCAGCAGCAACAGCAGCAGCAAACUUCACCUAGUGCAUUCCAUGCAUCGCAUCAGCAAGGAUUCAGCCAACUGAAUCUCGGUAAUUAUAGACAAUCAAACCCUGGCGGUGGAUUUGUUUCUCGUAAUACGCCACCCAGUCAUGACCAAUUCUUCAAUAGCAAUGAAGAAAUCAAUGUGGUCCAAGGCAUGCUUGGCAACUUGUCAACCAACGAUACUACAACAUUCGAUCCUCGUCGCCCACCUCCGUCGUCUUCUACUUCGAAUAAUGAUUAUGAUAACAACAACAAAGGAUCCCGACCUCCACCAGGUAUUGAUAUCUAA
Molecule: messenger RNA, 3549 nt
Organism: Mucor velutinosus
Lineage: Eukaryota; Fungi; Mucoromycota; Mucoromycetes; Mucorales; Mucoraceae
Product: Protein kinase domain-containing protein
Exons: 7
Coding region: 1-3549 (1182 amino acids)
Cellular component (GO): cytoplasm
Molecular function (GO): RNA binding
Source: RefSeq, a predicted model, not a curated record